UGUAGUUUAUUUUUUACAUGUAAAAUCAGUAAAAUAGUAAAAGCAAGCAAGAGAAAAUACUAACACAUAUGGAAUUAUACAGCGGUCAAAAAAAAAAGAGUUUUAAAAAUAUCUUAUAUAUUAGAUUCUUCAAAGGAGAAGCAGCUUAGUCUUGAUACAGCUUUGCACGAUCUUGGCAUUCACUCAAGCAGCUUCAUGAAGAGCCACCUGGGAUGCUUUUGCGAUAGUCUUGAAGAAAUUCCCACAUAUGCUGAGCACUUGUUGGCAGGCUUUGAAAACAAAUUUCAGGUAUUUUAGCAUGAACCUUUAGAACCUUUAGAUGAAAAUGUCUAGAAGGUUAUGAAAAACAUAUCCUCAGAAAGGGUCAAACGUGACUGCUGCUGUGUGUGAUUAUGUGUUGGCUUGGAUGUAAUUUUAACAACUGAUUUUUUCAUUUUUUCAGAUUGUUUUUUAGGUACUCCCUGAGUCACUGUAUGCUAAGUGAGGUACUGUGUGUAACGAAAGUAAUCUAGCUAAUUGCGUUAAAAACAUGAAUCUAACGCCACCAGACCAAAGCAUUCAUAAGCCUAAUGAGGGCUGUCUGGAGGACAACAAAACAGACCUAAUGUUGCCCUGCUUUCGCAGAAGCAUGUAUGAGGAGCCUCUCUCAUCUUAUCACAACGGAUCCCUGAUCUCUCACCUCCUGCGCAAAACCAUCCACAACAAGCGGCCCGCUCUCAACAACAGCCACCUCUACUUACCGUCCACCUCCGUAUCUGGAGCCGGAUUGGUUCCUGAAUCAGGAUCUACUAUGGCUGAGUCUGCUCAUGAGGACCGAAGCAGCAUGUCUUCCAAGGACAGCCUGGGGGAAUCAGCAUCCCCUGGGGGUCCCGCCUCUGCUGAACGAAUGAGUGUCGAACCUGAACGUCCACUGAGCGAGCAUCUCCAGGCCAAGCGGGCCAGGGUGGAGAACAUCAUACGAGGGAUGGCCGGGUCACCUAGUAACAGAUCACACGGAGAAGUUGAGGGUGCAGAGGGUGAAACCUGCAGGUACAGUGCAGAAGUGUAUAAGGAGAGCAAGCGCAAGAGGAAACUUCCGCAGCACCAGGAUCACAGUCAUUCCGCAGUGUUGACCCCAACUGGCAGCCCUAACACAAGCAAAGACGAAGAGUGUCACAAGCUGCGAGAGCAACUGCAAAGCAUGCAGCGCCUCUUACGCCAACUCCAAGAAAAAUUCCUUCAGAUGUACGACCACAGCAACUUGGAGAGCGAAGAAAAAGGGGAAGGAGAUGUUCAGGAAGACAUCAAUGAGCCGCAGCUGGAUUCGAGCACCUCCUCUGACAACAAAAGGCUCGCCAACAAGGAUAGAAUGAAAGUGGACGGCGGCUAUCUGAGCUCAGAGCGAGAUCAAAAGAGCCUGCAGGAGAUGCUGAAGUGCGAGCUGUCCAGAGCUGUGAGUGAAAGUGUUGAUAUGGUGUUCCGAAAGCUCUCCAUGACCCUGCAAAGCCAGUCACCACAGCCACAAGUGUGUCAAAGCCCAGAAUACACAUGUGUCGAGAAGCGAGGACAACAAGCCUGUGCUUCAGAGCUGUCUGACUGUGAAGAUGUCUCAAAGCCCAAGCCCCUCGAGUACUAUGAGAGCACCCCAGUCGCCAGCCCAGAGCACCAGACAGAAGCCCUGUCCCUAGUGGUCCGUAAACCUUCCCUAAACCAGCUGAGUUCAUUAAGUCAGCAGGUGAAGAGGCCGUAUCCGCUGCACCAGACUCCUUUCCAGUUCAGUUACAGUGCCCCCCUCCACGACAGCCAGAUCCUAGAGCACCUCCUCAAGUUCGGACCUCACGCUAAUUUCGCAGGGAUCCCAUGCCUUCCCCCCUCCCUGGACCGCUCGUCCCCAGAUUCGCUGGACCUUCCGUGGGAAAGCAUUGCCAUGAGGUCCAAGGUGAGCUCGGGACAUCUUGGUCAGCACCAUCGCCCUGGGGCGCUGGGACAGGUCUCCAUAGACAGCUUGUGCCUCCCUCACGUCAAGAUGGAGUGCGGAGACCUGCAGAGCAUGGCAGAGAGGAGCACCUUCAUGUCCCUAAAUAUCCAAGAGGGCCUUACACCCAACCACCUGAAGAAAGCCAAACUGAUGUUCUUCUACACACGCUACCCCAGUUCAAACGUACUGAAGACUUUUUUCCCUGAUGUAAAGUUCAAUCGCUGCAUCACUUCCCAGCUGAUCAAGUGGUUCAGUAACUUCAGAGAGUUCUACUACAUACAGAUGGAGAAGUUCGCCCGGCAGGCUAUCGUGGAUGGUGUGAGUGAUGUGAAAGACAUGGCUGUAACCAGAGACUCUGAACUGUUCCGCGCUCUCAACAUGCACUACAACAAGGCCAACGACUUCCAGGUCCCUGACAGGUUCCUGGAGGUGGCUGAAAUCACUCUUCAUGAAUUUUACAACGCCAUUUCCCUCAACAAAGACUCUGACCCCUCCUGGAAAAAAGCCAUUUACAAAGUCAUCUGUAAACUGGACAGCGAUGUUCCUGAAGAAUUCAAGUCACCUUCAUACCUGUAGGUAAAGUAGUGACUGUGAUUUUCCUUUUCCCCCAGAAGAACAUGAGCUUUCUGUAGGCCUACAGGGUGAUUCUAGCUGGCGACUCUGAUCAUUUCACUUUUAAUAGUGAAGUAGUGGCUGAUAUCUACUACAACUACAACUGCAAAAAGUCCAGAUAUCCUCAAUAAUAAACUGUAAAGCUGCACCUGUACAUGACUUUAUAUGUGUAGCAAACUGAUAUGAUACAGUAGUAAUGUUACAUCAUCAUCAAUUUGACUCUGCCAUGCUGACUGGGUGUUAUCUCAGAUAACGUCAGAUAAUGUAAGCUAAGUUUUCUUUAAUCUAAAGUUGUCUUUUUGUUUCUUUUUAUUAAGUGAAUUGUACUUUACUUUUAUACUGCAACUCUAGGAGUGGAACUAUUUAUCUGAAGUUUUGUUUCUGUUUAAUGUUUUGUUUUUGCCUAAAAUGUAAAAAUAAUAAAGUGGGUGUUUCAGUAAUUGAACUUGUUUAAUUAAGAUUAAGACGUCAUUUCCAUGUGAGUCUCUAGGUUUGGAUUUAUGUACUGGAUUUAUGUCUGGAACUCUUAAUAACUGUGAUAUAUUGUGUACAGGCUGGGACUUUUAUCUCAUCAAGUGUCUGUUGUGAAUUCUAAAUAUGUUUUAAAUAUAUGCUUCUUACUGUAGUUGUGUAGUUGUAUGGUAUCGUAAGACAAAUGCAUUAUUCAAAUUAUGCUAGUUUUGAUUACACAGAUAGGCAGCAGUAUGUGGAAAAUAAACCUAUGCGUGUGAAAACCUUGA
Molecule: messenger RNA, 3309 nt
Organism: Astyanax mexicanus (Mexican tetra)
Lineage: Eukaryota; Metazoa; Chordata; Actinopteri; Characiformes; Acestrorhamphidae
Gene: prox2
Product: prospero homeobox 2
Exons: 4
Coding region: 530-2533 (667 amino acids)
Biological process (GO): regulation of transcription by RNA polymerase II
Cellular component (GO): nucleus
Molecular function (GO): RNA polymerase II cis-regulatory region sequence-specific DNA binding; DNA-binding transcription factor activity, RNA polymerase II-specific
Source: RefSeq, a predicted model, not a curated record